Molecule: messenger RNA, 813 nt
Organism: Cladophialophora yegresii CBS 114405
Lineage: Eukaryota; Fungi; Ascomycota; Eurotiomycetes; Chaetothyriales; Herpotrichiellaceae
Exons: 1
Coding region: 1-813 (270 amino acids)
Source: RefSeq, a predicted model, not a curated record
AUGGGGCAAGAAGCGUCCAAGCCCGACCCGAGCGCGCAGCUUCUGGUGAUCGGCUGUGGAAUGUCCCGCACAGGCACCGCAUCCUUCAGCGAAGCGUUGAAGAUACUGCUCGGCGGUCCAGUGUACCACGGCGGAAGUCAGCUAGUCGGCGCCGGCGAGAAGCACAUGCGCGACUGGACCGAAUUGUGCAAGCACACACCCAUCACGGACAAAGAGGAUAGGAAAAUCGUGCUCGAGGGCCUCAAGUCAAUGGUGGCAGGAUACACGGCCGUGACAGAUCUACCUCCCAUCCUGUUCACCGAGGAGCUGGUCGAACUGUUUCCCGACGCGCAUGUCAUCUGCACCACCCGGGACCCGGAAGAUUGGUGGAACAGUGUGCGCGCAAUCACCUCGAAAACAGACACGGAAGAGCGAGAUGAGACCAUUCUUCGCUUCAUCCUGGCGCUGUUGCCCACAAUGAGAUAUUGGCACGCCUUCAAUGUAGCACUGAAGAACGGUCGCAUGGGUGAGCUUUAUUACUCGUCGGGACACAAGCAUCCGCACGCAGGACAGUAUCAAGAGCAUAUGGACUAUGUUACCAGAGUGGUGCCCCCGGAGAGGCUGAAGUUCUACGAUGUAAAGGACGGGUGGGAGCCCUUGUGCAAGAUCUUGGGCUGUGAAGUACCUGAUGUUCCAUUUCCGCGCGUCAACGACGCGAAAGCGACGCAGGAGAUUGCCGUGACACAGAUCCGACGAGGUAUCACGGCGUGGGUCGGCGUUGGUUUGGGCGUCGGAUUGUCAGCUUUCGUGGCGGCCCGGAGAUGGCGCAGAUGA